UGCACCUUCACAAGCCGGGAUUUUGGCUUUGCUGCUGCCCUGUGGGUGAAGAAUCCCUUCUUUCUGCCGGCAGAUGUUGAGGUGCAGGAGGCAACAAAAAUCUUCAGCAGCAGCCGUCGUUCCAAGGGAGGAGGCAUUACCCUGGCCGAAGGCACAGCUUUCUCUCCAUGCUUCUCUAGAGGUGCUCAGAUGGGAUUAAAGUCCACAUGGAGAUAUGGAAAUGGACCAGGAAUUUACUCUAAAAAGAUGGUCAGCUGGGAUUCGGGUUGCCUUAUCUGCCUGGUGGUGGUCACCAUGGCUGGACUUUCCCUGGCUCGACCUUCAUUUAAUUUAGUUGUUGAAGACACCACGGUGGAACCUGAAGAGCCGCCAACCAAAUACCAAAUCUCUCAGCCAGAUGUUUACUCAGCACUUCCAGGAGAGACGCUUGAGUUGCGCUGUCAAUUGCGAGACGCCGUCAUGAUCAGUUGGACUAAGGAUGGGCUCCCUUUGGGGCCUGACAAUAGGACAGUGAUUAUUGGGGAGUACUUACAAAUUAAGGAUGCCACAGCCAGAGAUUCGGGCCUCUAUGCUUGCACUGCUGUUAGGACCCUAGACAGUGAUACUCUGUACUUCAUUGUAAAUGUUACAGAUGCUCUUUCCUCUGGGGAUGAUGAAGACGACAAUGAUGGGUCCGAGGACUUUGUGAAUGACAGCAACCAGAUGAGGGCGCCCUACUGGACACACACGGACAAGAUGGAGAAGAGGCUCCACGCCGUGCCGGCCGCCAACACCGUCAAGUUCCGCUGCCCAGCCAUGGGCAACCCAACGCCCACCAUGCGCUGGCUGAAGAACGGGAAGGAGUUCAAGCAGGAGCAUCGCAUUGGCGGCUACAAGGUCCGUAACCAGCACUGGAGCCUCAUCAUGGAGAGCGUGGUGCCGUCGGACAAAGGGAACUACACGUGCAUAGUGGAGAACCAGUACGGCUCCAUCAACCACACCUACCACCUGGACGUGGUCGAGCGCUCCCCGCACCGGCCCAUCCUGCAGGCGGGGCUCCCCGCCAACGCCUCCGCCGUGGUCGGCGGGGAUGUGGAGUUUGUCUGCAAGGUCUACAGCGAUGCCCAGCCCCACAUCCAGUGGAUAAAGCACGUGGAGAAGAACGGCAGUAAAUACGGGCCAGAUGGGCUCCCUUAUCUCCAGGUUUUAAAGGCUGCCGGUGUUAACACCACGGACAAAGAGAUUGAGGUUCUCUAUAUACGGAAUGUAACUUUUGAGGAUGCUGGGGAGUAUACAUGCUUGGCGGGUAAUUCUAUUGGGAUAUCCUUUCACACUGCAUGGUUGACAGUUCUGCCAGCUCCUGAGAAAGAAAAGGAAUACCCAACCUCUCCAGACUACCUGGAAAUAGCAAUUUACUGCAUAGGGGUGUUCCUGAUAGCCUGCAUGGUGCUGACAGUGAUCAUGUGCCGCAUGAAGAACACCACCAAGAAGCCAGACUUCAGCAGCCAGCCCGCCGUCCACAAGCUCACAAAGAGAAUCCCCCUGCGCAGACAGGUAACAGUGUCGGCCGACUCGAGCUCCUCCAUGAACUCCAACACGCCCCUGGUGAGGAUCACCACCCGCCUCUCCUCCACUGCUGAUGCCCCCAUGCUGGCUGGAGUCUCGGAGUAUGAGCUGCCAGAAGACCCAAAGUGGGAGUUCCCAAGAGAUAAGCUGACGCUGGGCAAGCCCUUGGGAGAAGGUUGCUUUGGCCAAGUGGUCAUGGCCGAGGCGGUGGGGAUUGACAAAGACAGGCCAAAAGAAGCAGUGACCGUGGCAGUGAAGAUGUUGAAAGAUGAUGCCACAGAAAAAGACCUGUCUGACCUGGUGUCAGAGAUGGAGAUGAUGAAGAUGAUUGGGAAGCAUAAAAAUAUCAUCAAUCUUCUUGGAGCCUGUACCCAGGAUGGUCCUCUGUAUGUGAUAGUAGAAUAUGCCUCCAAGGGGAACCUGCGGGAGUACCUGCGAGCGCGCCGCCCGCCCGGCAUGGAGUACUCCUUCGACAUCAACAGGGUGCCCGAGGAGCAGAUGACAUUCAAGGACCUGGUGUCCUGCACCUACCAGCUGGCACGAGGCAUGGAGUACCUGGCUUCCCAAAAAUGCAUCCAUCGAGACUUGGCCGCAAGAAAUGUUUUGGUAACGGAAAACAAUGUCAUGAAAAUAGCAGACUUUGGUUUAGCCAGAGACAUCAACAAUAUAGAUUAUUAUAAAAAGACUACUAAUGGACGGCUUCCAGUAAAGUGGAUGGCUCCAGAAGCUCUGUUUGACAGAGUUUACACACAUCAAAGUGAUGUUUGGUCAUUUGGUGUGUUAAUGUGGGAGAUCUUCACCUUAGGAGGGUCACCCUACCCAGGAAUCCCAGUGGAGGAACUUUUUAAGCUGCUUAAAGAAGGGCACAGGAUGGACAAACCUGCCAACUGCACCAACGAGCUCUAUAUGAUGAUGAGAGAUUGCUGGCAUGCUGUGCCUUCUCACAGACCCACUUUCAAACAGUUGGUGGAGGACUUGGAUCGGAUCCUCACUCUCACAACUAAUGAGGAGUAUCUGGACCUCAGUGGGCCUCUGGAACAGUAUUCCCCCAGCUACCCCGACACGAGGAGCUCGUGUUCCUCGGGGGACGACUCGGUGUUCUCGCCCGACCCGAUGCCUUACGAACCUUGUCUCCCCAAGUACCAGCACAUGAACGGGAGCGUGAAAACAUGAAAGGAGGAGCAAAGAGGCGAGAACAUCAAAGCUACCUACCGUAUGCAAAGCUAAAGCUUUCCUCCAGGACCUUCACGUUUCUGCUUGUACAUAGGAAAUGCGGGGAAAAAA
Messenger RNA from Melozone crissalis (California towhee), 2829 nucleotides. RefSeq names its product fibroblast growth factor receptor 2 (gene FGFR2). Gene Ontology annotation, molecular function: ATP binding; fibroblast growth factor binding; fibroblast growth factor receptor activity. Bases 190 to 2718 code for a protein of 842 amino acids. Gene Ontology annotation, biological process: multicellular organism development; protein phosphorylation; positive regulation of cell population proliferation. NCBI's taxonomy places the organism in Eukaryota, Metazoa, Chordata, Aves, Passeriformes, Passerellidae. Gene Ontology annotation, cellular component: membrane; signaling receptor complex. The transcript is spliced from 18 exons. The record is from RefSeq and is a predicted model, not a curated record.